Messenger RNA from Penicillium nucicola, 456 nucleotides. RefSeq lists its product as uncharacterized. The transcript has 2 exons. The record is from RefSeq and is a predicted model, not a curated record. Lineage: Eukaryota; Fungi; Ascomycota; Eurotiomycetes; Eurotiales; Aspergillaceae. The coding region runs from base 1 to 456 and encodes 151 amino acids.
AUGGCUCCUACUCUCAAAACCCUUGUUAUCGCGCUGGGCUUCGUCUUCUCGGCCGCUGUGAACGCGAGCCCCUCAAUGCUGAUGGAUGAAGUCGACACUCAACCCCAGAGCGAAUGCAUUACUUGGUAUGCGCCUCAGCUCCGAACUCCUCCGGAGACUUGCAACGAUGUCGUCAAUAUGCACCCAGGGCUUGAUUUGGCGACCUUGCUCAAAUUGAACCCUUCUAUUCAUUCUUACUGCGACAACAUGUUACUCGGCCAGAAAGUCUGCAUUAGAGCUAAGCAGGAGACUGACUGCCCAAAGGCGACAGAGUCUAGCCCAAAGGCGACAGAGUCUAGCCCAAAGGCGACAGAGUCCAGCCCAAAGGAAGAGGAAGCUGAUUCAGGGCAGUGGCAGACUAGCGCUAGUUCCAAGCCGCAGGCAACCAGCUCCGCCGGUGCUACUGGAUGGCACUGA